Molecule: messenger RNA, 819 nt
Organism: Suillus paluster
Lineage: Eukaryota; Fungi; Basidiomycota; Agaricomycetes; Boletales; Suillaceae
Exons: 4
Coding region: 1-819 (272 amino acids)
Source: RefSeq, a predicted model, not a curated record
AUGGCCGAAUUGUCCGAGGAUGAGUUGGAGAAGAUACAGGCGCAAGUCACCCAUAAGAAGGGACCUGUAUAUAUGCAGCACUUUUUGAACAAGAUGUGGAGACAAUGCGGGAUGAGAGUGCAUGAUGAUAAUGAGGCAUUAUGGGAUGGGGACAGCUUCAUGAAGAUGAAGGACUGGGAGGACAUAGAGCUGGUUUGGCAGGAGUACAUGCAGGAACAGUUCGACUUGAAGGAGCCUUCCAAGUUGCAAAAUUGGGAUACCACCACCUUGCUCAAUUUCUGUUGGCAGGAGACAGGUGAAGGUCCAAUGUUCCUGUUCAAAGCAUGGAGGAACAAAGAAGGCAACAUGGUAGAUUCCAUUGUAUCUGAGAAAUCACCUCCUCAUUGGAAGCAUAAGAGGGUGAUGAUCUGGAGACCUCGGGAUUCAUCAACCGAAUGCAAGAGUGAUGCCGAGGGCAAUACUCAUCCAGACGAUGAAGCUGAUGUUGAUUCAGCUGAUGGUAGAUCCCCGCAAAGGAGAUCCAGAAGAGCUGUGGGUCCCGCAUCAGCACGUGAAGGAACCGUAGUCCCACGUUCAAUUUCCAAGCCUUGCCUGGUCAAGCCUGCAAAAUCUGGUGCCCUCCUGACAUCACAAAUGGGUGACCUCCUGGCUGGCUUAAAUGCUGGAGACACUGGCAAUGUUGAAAAUGAAGUUCCACUGCCAGCCCCGAAGAGUAUCCGGGGGAAGAAUGAUGUGAAUGAGGCACCGGUGAGAACAACUCAGAGUAAGUCAGUGCAACAACCAUCUGACAGAGUUACUAGAGCAAGGGGCAAAAAGUAA